Molecule: messenger RNA, 1531 nt
Organism: Momordica charantia (bitter melon)
Lineage: Eukaryota; Viridiplantae; Streptophyta; Magnoliopsida; Cucurbitales; Cucurbitaceae
Source: RefSeq, a predicted model, not a curated record
AACACAUUUUUAUAAGGUCCCUUCUAGGAUCUUGCACAGUGGAAUCGACGGUGAUUGAAUUCAAUUGACGAUUUGCCAUUUUUCUUUUCUGUUUUUGCUUCAGCAAUGGCACUGAAUUUCGACUGAAGCCAGAGGUUCGUCUUCGAUUCCAAAAGAUUUCAUCCAUCCCUUUCGACCGCCAAAAAGAUUUCAGCCUCAAUUUCAUUUCAUACUGUAUGAUCGGAUCUCCGUUGGAAACUUUAGCUUCGGUGUACAGAUGGAUACUUUUACUGCAGCUGAUUAGCUCCAGUCAUGUCGGCGACCCCCAACUCGGUUUCCUUUAGGGUUCCGUACAAGAACCUCCAGGAUGCAGAAGUGGAAAUGGUGGCUGUGGAUGAACACCAGCUCCAACGGAUCGACCUAAAUUCUCCUCCUUCUGAUAGGUAUCACAGUGGAAGCCCAGAGAGUUCGUCGUCGUUCAACCAUGUGUCGGUAUAUGGAGUGACAAGUGUUCUUCAAAAUAUGGAAGGAGGCGUCCCUUUAUUCUUGCUGGUUCUUUAAUGAUAGCAGUUGCUGUGGUGCUGAUUGGAUAUUCUGCUGACAUUGGAUAUUUUCUAGGAGAUACGAAGGAACAUUGCAGAGUAUUUAAAGGUACGCGAACAAGAGCGGCUAUWGUCUUUGUCAUAGGCUUCUGGAUGCUUGAUCUUGCAAACAAUACGGUGCAGGGUCCUGCUCGUGCUCUUCUAGCUGAUUUAUCAGGUUACUCCCUCCCCCUCGUUGUUCUUGGUAUCAGUUCUUUUUUUAUAGAGCCAAUGUGUCAGCGCAUGGGAGCAAGACUUGUUUGGGCAAUGAGCAACUUUAUUGUGUUUGCAUGCAUGAUGGGAACUACWAUUAUCAGUUUAAUAUCCGUCAGCCAAUACUCCAAAGGAAUUGAACAUAUUAUUGGGGGAAAUUCGACAAUAAAAAAUGCUGCGUUGGUCGUGUUUGCUCUUCUUGGUUUUCCUCUUGCUAUAACAUAUAGUGUUCCMUUCUCUUUGACAGCAGAAUUGACUGCUGAUUCUGGUGGCGGGCAAGGAUUGGCUAUAGGAGUUCUCAAUCUUGCAGUUGUUAUUCCCCAGAUGAUUGUGUCUCUGGGUGCGGGGCCAUGGGAUGCUUUAUUCAAUGGAGGAAACAUUCCUGCGUUUGCUUUGGCUUCUAUAUGUGCGUUUGCUGCUGGAGUUGUUGCAGUUCUUAGAUUGCCUAAACACACCACCAGUUCUUUCAAGUCCACAGGUUUUCAUUUUGGUUGAAGACUGCACCGGAUUGUUUAAACAAACCCGAUCCCGCACACGAUUCCAACAAAACAAAUUCUUGGAGUUGCUCCUAAAAGCCUGGCUUUCCAGCGCCAAUACAUAGCGUAUAUCUUUCUUUAAUCUAUAUAUGAUAUGCUGCAUUCAAUAUUAUAUUCAUAUUCAUUGAUUUUUUUCAUUACGAGGGUUUCUUUACCAUAGGUAGUGUAAAUGUGUAUGUUCACUUACUAAGAUGAAUAAAGUGGGGAUAAGUUUCGCUGCCA